CGUGGUUACCUACGAGUAGUGUAUUUUUAAAUUAAACUUCCUAUUCAUAAUGCUAUUACCAUCACUUGCGCGUCUAGCGUACGGCUGUAAUGCCAAAAGGCUGCUCCGAAUUCCCAGAUCAGUGCCGGCGCCGGUACGGUUCAUAGGUCGUAAUCAAAAUGCGGAUGCAGCCCGUAAGCACAGGAUUCGUACCACCCUUUACUAUGUGACCGCGGCCGGUGUCUUGACCGCUGGAAUGAGCUAUGCUGCCGUUCCUCUAUAUCGGAUGUUCUGCCAGGCAUACAGUUACGGUGGAACCACUAGUCAAGGGCACGAUGCAGACAAAGUGGAAACGAUGCAACGGGUCAAGGAUCGGGUGAUCAAAAUUCGGUUCAAUGCCGAUCUGGGAGCUGCGAUGCGGUGGAAUUUCAAGCCACAACAACCGGAGAUUAAUGUCGUUCCUGGCGAAACGGCACUGGCUUUCUACACGGCCAAAAAUCCUUCAGACCAACCAGUGAUAGGAAUCAGCACGUACAAUGUGGUUCCGUUUGAGGCAGGAGCUUAUUUUAAUAAAAUUCAAUGCUUCUGCUUCGAAGAACAGCAGCUCAAUCCGCACGAAGAGGUGGACAUGCCCGUGUUCUUCUAUAUUGAUCCCGAGAUUAUGGACGAUCCCAGGAUGGAACUGGUGGACUCCAUUACGUUAUCAUACACGUUUUUCGAAGCAAAAGAAGGAAUCAACUUUCAAAUGCCAGUUUAUGCUAAGAAACAUGGUGCAUAAUAAAUUUUAUUAGGUAUAUUUAUCGUUGAA
Messenger RNA from Ochlerotatus camptorhynchus, 787 nucleotides. RefSeq names its product cytochrome c oxidase assembly protein COX11, mitochondrial (gene Cox11). Gene Ontology annotation, cellular component: mitochondrial inner membrane. The coding region runs from base 50 to 757 and encodes 235 amino acids. Gene Ontology annotation, molecular function: copper ion binding. The record is from RefSeq and is a predicted model, not a curated record. NCBI's taxonomy places the organism in Eukaryota, Metazoa, Arthropoda, Insecta, Diptera, Culicidae. The transcript is spliced from 3 exons.